AUGGGAAACACCCAGUGUUGUAAGGCAGUGGACACCUCCCCCGAUGCGGCGGCGGAAGCCAUGCCCAUCAUGGAGUCGUGGCCCGCGAAUCCGGGCAAACCUGUGAUGGACGUGCCGGCCGUGUCGGGGGGCAACAGCCCACAUGAGCGCAUGUACAAGGUGAGCCUGAAGAAGGUGGAAGGCCAGAAGUUAGGCCUGGAUGUGGAUUACAUGGCGGAGCGCAGUGUGCUGCCCAUUUUGGUGAUCUCUGGUGGCAUCUCUGAGCAAUGGAACAAGCAGCACCCGGAGAGGAAGAUGACACCAGGGGAUAGUGUGGUGGAGGUCAACGGUAUCCGAGGCAAUGUGGCUCUGAUGCUGGAGAAGUGUAAGGCCGAUCCGACGUUAGAGUUGACGAUUUGCAAAUGCCUCACCUUUGGUCACUUGGUGGCGGACCUCGAGAAACUGAUUUCCAUCAAAGGUUGUGGUCCCAUCAUGAUCCGCCUUUCAUGGCACGAUGCCGGUGUCUUCAACGGCACAGAUGGCUGCCCCAACGCCGCCAUGCGCCUGGCCGGGGGGGGGGAACACGCCUUCGGCGCCAAUGCGGGCUUGCCGCAGGUGGCCAUCCCCUUGUUGCAGGCCAUUAGCGACAAGUACGUUCCAAGGCUCAUUUCCCACGCGGAUCUCUGGGCCUUGGCGGCCAACGUGGCCAUCAAAGUCAUGGGCGGCCCAGAGGUCACCACGCACUUCGGGCGCUUCGACGUGCAGGCGCACAAGGAAGGCAUGCAGUCGGCCGCGGGACGACUUCCGGAUGGGGACAAGGACGCCCAGCAUCUCCGUGACAUUUUCUACCCCAAGGGUUUCACGGACCAGGACAUUGUGGCACUCUCAGGUGCCCACACUGUUGGGGCUUGCCAUGCCGAACGCUCGGGCUUCGAGGGUGCAUGGACAGACGACAAGUUGAAGUUCGACAAUGCAUACUUCAAAGACUUGCUCAAUAAGAAUUGGAGCAUGGAGACCGUGAAGUCUGGGAACAAGCAAUACCGCUGCGGCAAGACCAUGAUGCUCACCACUGACAUGGCACUCAUUGAAGAUCCCAAAUUCAAGGAGUAUGUGAAAAAGUACGCCAACGACCAAUCGGCCUUCUUCGAAGACUUCAAGAUGGCAUGGGUGCAGAUGCAGGAGUUGGGCUGUGGAAGUUUGUCAAAGUCGCAGCGGCGGAAGCAACGCCGCAAGCAAGAGAAACUUGAGCGGCGUAAACCUCAGGAACGUGAGGGGUCACAGCUGGAGGAUUCCACCUCGAAGAAGACCAAGGGUAAGAAGAUGCGAGACCAAGAGCCGGCUGGAGGAUCUGACUUCCAGAAGGCUGCUGCACCCAAGAGGAAGCAGAAAAAUGAAGAUACAGGCGUUUUGGGGAAAGCAGCCACCCGACUGAAAGGGUCAAGGUUCCGCUGGCUCAACGAGACGCUGUACACCAUGACCGGCGACGAGGCCCUGGAUCUUUUUUCGAAGGAUCCGUCGCUGGCGGAGGCCUACCACGAGGGCUUCCGCGCUCAAGCGGCCAAGUGGCCUCGGAACCCACUCGACGAAGUGAUCCGUUGGCUCAAGGAGGAGGUGCCCAGACAGCACGUGAUUGGUGACUUUGGCUGCGGGGAUGCGCGGCUCGCGCUGGAGCUGAAGGAUAGGACAGUCCAUUCCUUCGAUUUGGUGCAGAUCAACAGCAGGGUGACGGCCUGUAACCUGGCCGCGGUGCCGUUGCCGAAGGCGUCGUUGAACGUGGCCGUCUUCUGCCUGGCGUUGAUGGGCACGGACUGGACCAAGUUCGUGGCCGAGGCUCGCCGCUGCUUGAAGCUGGGUGGUGUGGAUCUCAGCAUCGGCCCUGCCCACUGGUUCGCCAUUUGGGUGAAUGAUGCUAUUUCUAUAUACCCUAUCAUCCAACCUUUAAAAUAUCCCAUGAAUAUGUAA
Molecule: messenger RNA, 1941 nt
Organism: Cladocopium goreaui
Lineage: Eukaryota; Dinophyceae; Suessiales; Symbiodiniaceae
Source: the annotation of a GenBank genome assembly